AUGGCAACUCUUCAAGUAUUUGGCGGAGGACCUGCGACAACGCGCCAAAAAGCUGUCGAAGACGCGCGGAAAAUGGAAGAGGCUGUUCAAGAAGAAUGCGCCAAGUCAGGAAAACCCGCUCCCCAGUACCGCCUUACGGAACUAAUCGGUAAGGGGAGUUUUGGUCGUGUGUACAAGGCAAACGACCUGAGAACUUCUGCUGUAGUAGCUGUCAAGAUUAUAGACGUUGAUGAAAGUGAUACGGUGAACCCGAAGCUCGCGGAUACUUACAGUGAGAUUCUCAAAGAGAUCAAUGCGCUGCAUCGUUUAAGUCAGUCUGGUGCCCAGAACAUCAACCAUGUCAUCGAAGCUCUACCUGUUGGCAAGGCUAUGUGGAUGGUUACCGAAUAUUGUGCUGGAGGAAGUGUAGCAACUCUAAUGAAACCGACCACUCCUGGAGGGUUACAAGAGAAGUGGAUUAUACCUAUAUUGCGUGAAGUGGCCGUAGCAAUUUAUUGGGUUCAUAAGGAGGGCAUUAUACAUCGCGAUAUUAAGUGCGCUAAUGUCUUAGUUACCGAAACUGGAGCGGUCCAGUUGUGCGAUUUCGGUGUUGCUGGUAUGAUGGAGACGAAGUUAGACAAAAGAUCUACUUUCAUUGGAACACCACAUUGGAUGGCACCAGAACUCUUUGACCAUAAUGCUCAGUAUGGAACAGAGGUUGACAUAUGGGCCUUCGGAUCUAUGGUAUACGAGAUUGCCUCUGGUUUACCACCGAAUGCGACAGCAAGGGUAGGCCUCCCUCAAUUAGGUGACUACCUUAGAGAACAUAUACCACAUCUCGAGGGUGAUCAAUACUCAGACGAACUUAAAAGUUUAGUUGCCUUUUGUCUGGAGGAAAAUCCUUCCAGACGACCAUCUAUCGAACAGAUCCAGCAACACCCAUAUAUUUUUAAUACGAGUUCUCGAUAUCCUACCUCCUCUCUGGCCAACCUAGUAAAAGCCUUUAGACUUUGGGAAGAGCGUGGCGGAAUCAGGAAAUCUCUCUUCGCAGCCGGAGGAGCACAAGCACCCGCUGAUCUGGAUUCGACUUCGUUGUCAACUGAGGAAUGGAAUUUUUCCACUACGCUUGCCUUCGAUGAGCAGCUUCACGAUAUCUCAGAUGGCAUAUCAGAAGUCCAGGCAGUCCGCGACGUUUAUGGAUCAGCUGUCGAUUUCCCCACGACAUUUGGCGAAGACACGGCACGACCAAAGGCAUUAGGCAAAGGUAGACGUCGACCACCACCACAAGCCCUAGCUGCCACCAAAAUAAAAGCCCCUCUAGAAAAAGUCUUCGACCCCAACACGAUAUCAAACUACGACGAGAAUUCCCGUAUGUAUUACGGUCGCCUUGGGCCACCUCCGGUAUCAGAGCCACCGAUGACAAACGAGAUUCCAGCAUCUGAUCUUCCACUACGCGACGACUCUCUCCACGCAACACUUCGCGAAUCCUUAAUUGACCUUGACGCCUCUCUCGGUGGCGGUGACCUUUCGAACUUUGUCGAUAUGGGUACGAUAAGACCGGGCCCAGGAGUAGGGCAUAAUUCAGGAAUAGGACAGAACCCACGAGCUUCAAUGGACAACAACUGGUCUUUCUCAUCAGCUACGGCGACAGAAGUACACGAUAGGGCACCUUUAAGCGACCCCGCGGAUAUGAAUAAUGGCCGACAUCAUGCACCUGACUGGUCUUGGCCAACAAGUAUCCCUCCAGCCUCCGCUAAUCCUGAGAUGUCACAUUUCACAUUUAACGAAGAUCGUGGCUUUGACAGUGGCCCCGAACGUCCCCGACUCCAACACCAUCCUACCGAGCCCAUGCUGCCAUCACAGGGCUAUGAUAUGCAAAGUACGAGCGCACCAUCAAAUGAUCGCAUGUCCAUGGCCAGCUUGAUUGACCUUGAUAUGAGCAUGCCCGAGCCUAACUUCCCAGAGUUCACACGCCCAUCUACUGCUAACUCAGACAUCGCAUCCAUCGCAGGCUCCGAAAUUGGCACUCGUGAGCCUUUUGAACUCGAGCGCCACGCCUCCGUCUAUGCGCCCGCCAACUUUACUAGCCGUGAGCCAUCCAUCUAUGUUUCCGAUGGCUCCGAGUUUUCUGCCCGAAUAGCCAGUAAGAUCGCCGAGGAAGACGAAAUGUCUGAAUCCAACGUCUUAAACAUGACGGGACCUCCGCAUCAACAACAGCUGUUACACCAUCAGCACCAACAUCAGAAUAGCGAGUAUACUGUCUCAUCAACCGAUACUUAUGUGGAUCGGGAUGACGGGUAUCACGGCCCUACCACUGCCGCGCACAUUCUGCGGACGACGGGACCCGUACACCUCCCGUCCAUAGCUCCACCAUCAAUAAGCGUCGUUGAGGCAAGAGCUACAGCUGGCGACGUGGCUAAUGAAAUGCGCCGUCUUAUUGGUAGCCUUAAUGAACACUUGUCGAUCAUCGGCGAGCAGGUCAGUAGUAUGGAGCCUCGGCGCGCGGGGCGGAAUAAUUUCGAGGGCGCGGAGUAG
Molecule: messenger RNA, 2514 nt
Organism: Daldinia childiae
Lineage: Eukaryota; Fungi; Ascomycota; Sordariomycetes; Xylariales; Hypoxylaceae
Product: Serine/threonine-protein kinase nak1
Exons: 1
Coding region: 1-2514 (837 amino acids)
Biological process (GO): protein phosphorylation
Molecular function (GO): protein kinase activity; ATP binding
Source: RefSeq, a predicted model, not a curated record